Molecule: messenger RNA, 432 nt
Organism: Trypanosoma theileri
Lineage: Eukaryota; Euglenozoa; Kinetoplastea; Trypanosomatida; Trypanosomatidae
Product: AP-2 complex subunit sigma
Exons: 1
Coding region: 1-432 (143 amino acids)
Biological process (GO): clathrin-dependent endocytosis; protein transport
Cellular component (GO): intracellular membrane-bounded organelle; AP-2 adaptor complex
Molecular function (GO): clathrin-cargo adaptor activity
Source: RefSeq, a predicted model, not a curated record
AUGAUACAUUUCAUUCUUCUUCAAAAUCGUAUGGGCAGAACACGACUUGCAAAGUUUUACGUCCCUUGUGAUGAUGCCGAACGUGAACGCACAAAACGAGAGGUGCAUGCUCUUAUAAAUAGCCGUGAUGCCCGUCUCUCUAACUUUGUUUCCUAUGGAUCGUUAAAACUUGUUUACCGCCGUUAUGCAGGACUUUUCUUUUGUUUUGCUAUUGAACAAGAUGACAAUGAACUUCUCUAUUUAGAAUUUAUUCACCUUAUGGUAGAGGUUCUUGAUAUGUUCUUUACUGAUGUCUGUGAACUUGACCUUGUGUUUAACUUUCACAAGGUGUAUUUGAUCAUUGAUGAAAUGAUUCUAGCAGGAGAAAUGGAAGAGGUUUCACGACCCGUUAUUUUGGACCGACUCAAGAUUCUUGAUGUCACCAGUACGUGA